Molecule: messenger RNA, 1029 nt
Organism: Monoraphidium neglectum
Lineage: Eukaryota; Viridiplantae; Chlorophyta; Chlorophyceae; Sphaeropleales; Selenastraceae
Product: putative Exportin-1
Exons: 7
Biological process (GO): protein export from nucleus; ribosomal small subunit export from nucleus; ribosomal large subunit export from nucleus
Cellular component (GO): nucleus; cytoplasm
Molecular function (GO): nuclear export signal receptor activity
Source: RefSeq, a predicted model, not a curated record
AUGAACCCAGGCACCAACAUUGAGAUGGCCUACCAGUCUGGCACCGACGAGCAGCAGGCCUUUGUCCAGAACCUGGCCCUCUUCUACACCAGCUUCUUCAGGGCCCACCUGCGCGCCAUGGAGAGCAACGAGGAGAACCGUGGCGCCUGCCUCAUGGGCCUCGACAUGCUCACCAGCAUCAGCUACGUGGAUGAGGUGGAGGUGUUCAAGACGUGCCUCGACUACUGGGCCCUGUUUGUGGCCGACAUCUACAGCGGCGCCAGCAUCCCCACCACGCCCGGCGGCGGCAACCAGGUCCCGCAGCCGGCGGCAGGCACGACCAUGGAGGAGGCCGCCCGCAUGCACGAGCAGUACGCCGCGCAGCAGCUCGCCGCCUCGGCCGCCGCCAACGGCGCCUUCGCGUUCCCGCCCGCGCCCGGCGCGGCGGCGGGCACCGCCGCCGCCGCCAACGGCGGCGCGCAGGGCGGCGGCGGCGCGGGCACGCCGCUGCUCAACAUGCAGCGGCGGGUGGUUUACGGGGGCGUGCUGCAGCGCCUGCGGGCGCUCAUGGUCAACCGCAUGGCCAAGCCAGAGGAGGUGAUUGUUGUUGAGGACGACAACGGCAACAUCGUGCGUGAGACGAUGAAGGACAACGACGUGCUGGCGCAGUACCGCACGAUGAGGGAGACGCUGGUGAUGCUGAGCCACCUGGACUACGAGGACACAGAGAUUCAGAUGCUUGAGAAGCUGCGCCUCCAGAUGGCUGGCCAGUGGACGUGGCACGGCCUCAACACCCUCUGCUGGGCGAUCGGCUCCAUCAGCGGCACCAUGGCGGAGGAGCAGGAGAACAGGUUCCUGGUGACAGUCAUAAGGGACCUCCUCAACCUGUGCGAGGUGACGCGCGGCAAGGACAACAAGGCCGUCAUCGCGUCAAACAUAAUGUAUGUUGUGGGGCAGUACCCCAAGUUCCUGCGGGCCCACUGGAAGUUCCUGAAGACCGUGGUCAACAAGCUCUUCGAGUUCAUGCACGAGACACACCCGGGGGUGCAG